AUGCUUCGCGAAGCCACGAGGGAAGCGACUUCGAGCCCCAACCUGGGCAUUGAGCUCCAUAAUGCCCCAGUCUUCUUCCACCCUGGCGAUUCCAUUGUUGGGCGAAUAUAUCGACAGACCGCCAUUAUCAGCCCCGAGGCAUCUCUCACCAUCAAUCUGUUUGGCUGUCUCGCUACCCAGAUGUGUGACGCCGAGGCGUCUAAUUCGAUGCCACUUUUCUUGCCUAUUGAUCAAGAAUCAAUCAGUGGGCAUCCUCUUCCGCCAACAUGCCGGAGUAGAUCGACAUAUCUCUCUGCAUCCGUGGACUAUUUUCUCGAGGCCAAGCUUUUCUACGAAAGGAAAGGGGUCAAGGAUGUCGUCCGCUGUCAUUAUCCCCUCCUUCUACGAUUGGCGGAUCUGAGUCCUCCCAUAGCAGACUGUCAGCUGAAGCUUCACGAUUUCAAACGCACUGUUCAUUCCCAGCGCCUCGUUCCGGGCAUGCAUGGUGCUCCAUUGACUCUGGGGCAACAGGUCAAGAAAUUCUUUCACACCUCAUCUGUCCCUCGCUUGGCUCUGCAGAUUGUCAUCGAGAUGCCAAGCGUCAUUCAGCUCAAUCACCCAGAUCCAAUCUCUCUAACCAUCAAAGCCAUUCCCAACUGGUACAAGUCUUCUGGAGUUCUCGAGAACGUGCCACAAACGGCGAGGUUGGUCCGGUUUUGGGCUGUACUGAAAUCAAUCUGCGAAAUCCCGGGUGAAUUUGGUCCUCCCUUCCCGGGGUCUGAGAAAUAUACCUUGAUACACGGUUUUGCAUGCCACUCGGAGCCCCUUGUCGAAAUUCGAUGCUUCGCUGAUGAGGAGCCUAAGGAUAUCGGCAAAGCAAUAGACCUUCGGCUCGUGGACCCGGAGCAUCUUGUGCCCAAUUUUGUCACGUACAAUAUGAAACAUACCCACAAAUUGUCCUAUGAAAUGCGAUGGGUCAUGGAGAAGGAGUGUAUAAAAAUCCAGGACGAGCAGCCUGUCAUGGUUAUGCCGGAAAGCAUAGACAGAGAUAAAUGCUGUCAGCCAGGAUCACCAGGAGAGCUCCCGAGCAACCCAUUUGCGGGGUUAGAGGACGAUAUGGAAUCACCUCCCAGUUUUGAGGAGACUGAAAAGGAGAAGGAGUCGCAAGCCCUUGUCCAGAAUAGAUCCAAAGGAAAGGGCCCUGAAGAAAGCGAGGCAGGGAGUAUGUUUUCAGACAAACACGAAGAGUCGAACGGAACCGGGGGCGCCGGAGGAGUCUAA
This is a messenger RNA of Clonostachys solani, 1260 nucleotides long. The record is from the annotation of a GenBank genome assembly. NCBI's taxonomy places the organism in Eukaryota, Fungi, Ascomycota, Sordariomycetes, Hypocreales, Bionectriaceae.